AUGGACGCGGCAGUGUUCGGCUGCCGCCAGCUGCGCAGUUCUUCAUUUCGCGACAGUCGCGCCGAGUUCCGCAUUAGGGCGGGAGAUCCCGCGACGACGGCGCACUGUGGAACCGCGCUUCACGGCCGCAUCAUCGGCGGCACCGAAGCCAGCAUUGAGGACUACCCGUGGCAGGUGGCCCUGAAGUACGGCGGCUACUAUCAAAGCGGCGCCUCCAUAAUCGGAACCGGCUGGGCCCUCACGGCGGCCCAUUGCGUCAGCUAUUACAGAGCGCAGUACCAGUCGCUGUACAGCGUGCGCGCCGGAUCCUCCGACCGCAGCAGUGGGGGCGUCGUGCUGGACGUGGCCGAGGUCCACGAACACGAAAAGCACGACAGCAUUUCUGGCGACUCCGACAUCGCCGUCCUUCGCAUUGACGGUUCUUUACCGCUGGGCACCAAUGUGGCAAUCGUGAACCUUCCAGAGGCCGGCUACGACCCGCCAGCCGGCCUCGCUGUCACGGCGACCGGCUGGGGAGACACGGAGGACGCGUACCUGCCCAGCAUCCUGAAGAAGGUGGACAUCGCCAUUAGGGACCGAUCCGAGUGUAACUUCCCUAACACAGGGCGCGAGGUGACCCCCCGUAUGAUACGCGCCGGAGAAACGGGCAAGAGCGUGUGCCACGGAGAUUCGGGCGGUCCUCUAGUGAGCGGCACUACGCAGAUGGGCAUCGUGUCUUGGAGCAGUGGCUACUGCCUCCUUGGGGGCGCCGUCUACGUCAACGUGGGAAACUUACGCUCCUGGAUUACUGAAGUCACCGCCAUUUGACAGCCAUAACUCAAUACUUUCGAAUCACCCUAGGCAGGCUGUACCUCUUACACAUAUAACUGAAAUGAGACAAUGACUUUCGACGAGAAACAUAUGUUUACUAAAU
Molecule: messenger RNA, 913 nt
Organism: Schistocerca serialis cubense
Lineage: Eukaryota; Metazoa; Arthropoda; Insecta; Orthoptera; Acrididae
Product: trypsin alpha-3-like
Exons: 3
Coding region: 1-807 (268 amino acids)
Biological process (GO): proteolysis
Molecular function (GO): serine-type endopeptidase activity
Source: RefSeq, a predicted model, not a curated record